AUGAAUAUGGGCUCUACGAGAGUUGCCCACGAGUUAGAGAAUCUCGUUUCUGCUGUGCUCCAGAGCAGACAUGAGGUUGCUUCUGAUGAUAUACUGGCCCAUAGGCCUAGCCAGGAUGAGGUCAAUGAGUUGCGCGGGAUGGCUGUUCCUGGCGCCGCCAGAGCGAUUGAAGAGGUGUUGCAAGAUAUCAAUAAAAUUCUGUCGUACAGAAUCGCAACAGCGCAUCCCAGGUUCUUUUCCUGCAUCCCAUCCCCUGUGUCUCGUUUAUCGUGGCUAGGUGAUUGUGUUACCACCGCUCAGAAUCCCUUUGGUGGUAGCUGGGAAGCGGGACCGGGAGUAUGUUCUAUUGAGAGCAGCCUGAUUGAAUGGAUAGCGAAGCGAUUCGGUCUGCCAUCGUCUGCUGGUGGACAAUUUGUUUCCGGAGCUUCCAUGGCCAAUCUCACCGCUGUCACUGUGGCCCGAGAUCAGAAGCUGAAAGUCGAACAACGCGCGAACGGUGUCGCCUAUAUCUCAGAGGAGGCUCAUUUCUGCAUUGGAAAGGUCCUACGAAUUGUGGGCAUCUCGGAUGACCAGAUCCGCGUUAUAAAGGUCGACAGCAAUUUUCAGUUCAAUACGGUCGAACUACAAUACCAGAUCGACCAAGAUAUCGUGCAGGGCAAGGAACCCUUCCUGAUCGUGGCAACGUGUGGUACUACAAACACUGGCACCGUCGAUCCACUUGAGGAGCUAGCGCAAAUCGCAAACAGCCACGACAUGUGGUUGCACGUUGACGCGGCUUACGGUGGCUCUCUCGCCUUUUCCGACACUCAUCUCGCUAAAAUCCAUGGUAUUGAAUUAGCCCAUAGUAUUGCCUGGGAUGCACACAAGUGGCUAUUUCAAACUCAUGGCUGCGGUGCAGUUUUCUUUCGUGAAAAAGCUUAUCCUCUCAAAAGCUUUUCUGGCUCCGGUGGUUAUGUUCGGGACGUGGAAUGUCUGGAAGAACCCUGCGAUCCCUGGAACUAUGGAAUCGAGCUGACUCGACCGGCACGACACAUGAGACUCUGGUUUAGUUUGCAAGUUCUCGGGCUUGAGAAUAUUGACGGAAUGAUCAACUGGGGCUUUGAGUUAUCCUCUCAUUUGGAGUCUAGGCUUCUGGAGAUGCGUGACUGGGAGAUUAUUUCACGAAGCUCCCUGGCUAUCUUGACCUUCCGAUACGCUCCUAAAGGCAUAGUAUCUGGCAACAAGGAGUAUGACGAUUGCAACACGACGAUUUCAAAAAGGAUGGCCUCCGAAAACCGUGCUGCCAUUUUCACAACACAAUUGCAGAAGCGGGUCUGUUUGCGAAUGUGCACGAUCAAUCCAAACACAACGAAGGAUGACAUUAAUGUUGUGGUCGAAGCCCUUGAUCUCAUUGCCAAAGAGACUCUGGGAAAGAGCCGAGCUGUCAGAAGCAAUCCAUAUCUUUGA
Penicillium nucicola is the source of this 1446-nucleotide messenger RNA. Its product is annotated as pyridoxal phosphate-dependent decarboxylase family protein. The coding region runs from base 1 to 1446 and encodes 481 amino acids. The record is from RefSeq and is a predicted model, not a curated record. Gene Ontology annotation, biological process: amino acid metabolic process. The transcript has a single exon. Lineage: Eukaryota; Fungi; Ascomycota; Eurotiomycetes; Eurotiales; Aspergillaceae. Gene Ontology annotation, molecular function: carboxy-lyase activity; pyridoxal phosphate binding.